AUGACAGAUGAAGAUAGGCUUAGACUUUAUGAAAAACAUUUUAAGAAGUAUACAAUGGCGUGCAAGACAUUGGGUGGCGCCUGUCAUUAUCUCAAUCGACAUUGGGUUCGACGCCAAUAUGACCAGGGCAGAAGAGAUGUUUAUGAAAUUUAUGAGCUCGCUAAUCAAAUUUGGAAAGAAACUUUCUUCAAACCAAUAUUUCCAAAUAUAAUACAAACAUGUUUAAAUUUGAUCAAAGAGCAUCGUAUUAAUAAAUUAUCUAUUGAUAUUGAAACGAUUAAAAAGAUUAUUGAAAUAUAUGCGGAUGAAAAUUUCAAUAAGGAAAUAAAGGAAUCAAUAGAUAAAGAUUCAACAAGUGAACCAAUAACUGAUAUUUAUAAACAAUAUUUUGAGAUUAAAUUUGUUCAAGAUGCAGAAGAUUUUUAUCGUCAACAAAAAAUUCUAUGUCUCGAAUCAAAUUCAAUCAUGAAAGAUCUUACUCAAAUAUCAACAAAUUUUGAUGAAGAAAUAAAUUUUGCCAAGCUUUUCUUACCGAAAUUUAAAUCUACAUUUCAAAUGCUAAUCAAUAAAUUAGAAGAAAUAUUCCUUCCUGAUCAUAAUGUAAAUCUUAUUAAAGACAAAAUGGAAACAAUUGUAUCAGCUGAGAAUAGCCAAGAAAUCAGACAUUUGUGCGAACUAGUUCGUCAAAUUCCAAAAAUUAAAAGAGAAUUGACACAAUUGAUCGAAAAUCAUAUUUAUCAAUUUGGUAUAAAUACUAUUGAAAAAAUUAGUGAAACUGCAAUUAACGAUCCAAACUUGUAUAUAGAAACAAUAUUUGAUAUUUACGAGAGAUUUGUCAAACUCUUUUGUACGGAACCAAGUUUCAAUAUUGCCUUAGAUAAAACUUGUUGUAAAUUUAUAAAUAAUAAUGCAGUAACAGAAAAAUCUGGUACAACAACAAAAUCAGCUGAAUUAUUAGCUAGAUAUUGUGAUGCACUUUUAAAAAAAGCGUUUGCUACAUUUGAUUCAAAUCUGAUUAAAAAAAAUUAA
Molecule: messenger RNA, 1029 nt
Organism: Rotaria sp. Silwood2
Lineage: Eukaryota; Metazoa; Rotifera; Eurotatoria; Philodinida; Philodinidae
Source: the annotation of a GenBank genome assembly